This is a messenger RNA of Coregonus clupeaformis (lake whitefish), 2077 nucleotides long. Its product is annotated as myelin-associated glycoprotein. The annotation marks the transcript as partial. The record is from RefSeq and is a predicted model, not a curated record. Lineage: Eukaryota; Metazoa; Chordata; Actinopteri; Salmoniformes; Salmonidae. The transcript is spliced from 5 exons.
AUCCUCCUUGGAACACGUCAGUAUCAGUGAGUCCCUCUGGUCCAGUGUUAGAGGGCAGUGCAGUGACUCUGACCUGCAGUAGCGAUGCCAACCCACCAGUGAUCAGAUACUGCUGGUAUUCAGUGAGAGGGGGUAAGGUGGACUUUGUUGCCUCUGGACAAAAACUCAUCCUGGCCGUAAUUGAUGUUAUUGACGGAGGAGAAUACUACUGUGAAGCCCGUAAUCCGCAUGGAGAGGGCCAGUCAGCAUCUACAAACGCAUCUAUGGAGUUUGCUCCUCAGAUCUCAUCCUCCUCUCGCUGCCUCCGCUCCAGGUCUCAGACCAGCUGCACCUGUGACAGCCACGCUAACCCCGCCCCCUCGGUGCAGUGGCGUCUGUCUGGCCGACAUGUCAAUCAUUCCACAGCCACGCCCAUCAGGGAGGAGCCUCUGGGCAGAAUUGGCCUCAGGAGCACUCUGACCAUCCAUCAAUCACAAGCAGACACACCCGCUGCACUCUGCCUCAGCUCCAACUCUCAGGGCUCUGCCAGUCUGCAGCUUUGUGUCGCCUCCACAGGUUACCAGGUGCUGUCUCUGUUGAUUGGGGCUGGGGCAGGAGCUGCUGGGAUGCUGUUGCUGGGUGUCGUAAUAUUUGUUAUUGCCAGGAGACUGCAUGCCAAGACAACCUGGGAUCUGAAACCGGAGGACAUAACAGAGCUCAUCCUAACUGACUGGACUGUUUCUCAGGAAGAGGACUCUGAACGCCAGUAAAUCCACACUGACCGGACACCCGGGAGCCAACGGGGCCAACGGGAAAGGGACCAGAGGGCCCCAACCCACAGACCUUCCUUGAGGUCUACACUCCCAAAACCCCCACCCCCUAACUGUGAUCACGGACCCCUCCAGCACUCCAGCCUGGACACCACCAUGACUAGGAUAGAGGAGUAUGGAGCGGUAGGGGAGGUAGGGAGAAGGAGAACGGGAACAGAGAGGGGGAGACAGGGUGACAUCAGGGGUAGCAGUAGGUUGACAGAGAGGGAGGUAAAACCCUGUUAAUAACUUAAACGUCAGUGUUUAAAACUUAAACAUUAGGUAUUUAGAUUUGCCAAUAAGUGUUCUCAUCUUAAACACUGGCGUUUAGAAUGCAAGAUUCAACAUGAUAGUCGACUGUUUCCCAGCAGGGGAACACCUAUAUCUCUUAAGUGUUCAGAUUUUUCUGUCAUCCUUUCUAUAGAAAUUGACUUGACUUUCCAUGCCUUUUAUUCACCUUACCUAUAUUUCAGCACAACUGAAGAAAUCUUUUCAAUCGCGUGGUGUUGUUGUUACUCGACUGUGUUGAGUUAAUUUAUGUUAACUCUCAGAGUGAAAAAGACAUGGAAGGGGCCGUAUUAUCAUAUUUCCCAGCACUUAGGCUUCAGGAAUAGAAGUCAUUGAAUGCACAAACACAGUCAUGGGUGAGCAUCUCUCGCAUUCACUCGAAAUGCAUUCUGGGAAAUCUGCAAAUACAGCUUUACACCCUACAGUCUUAAAACAGUAUUUAGUGUUUAAAACCUAAACGCCUUGAGCACGUGUUCAUGUGUUUAAAAAGUGUUACAGCGAAUAAACAUGUUCUGGUGUUUACAAUCUAAACACUGUUGUUUACGAUCUAAACACUGUUGUUAUGAUCUAAACACUGUUGUUAUGAUCUAAACACUGUUGUUAUGAUCUAAACACUGUUGUUACGAUCUAAACACUGUUGUUACGAUCUAAACACUGUUGUUACGAUCUAAACACUGUUGUUAUGAUCUAAACACUGUUGUUUAUGAUCUAAACACUGUUGUUACGAUCUAAACACUGUUGUUUAUGAUCUAAACACUGUUGUUUAUGAUCUAAACACUGUUGUUUACGAUCUCAACACUGUUGUUAUGAUCUAAACACUGUUGUUAUGAUCUAAACACUGUUGUUACGAUCUAAACACUGUUGUUACGAUCUAAACACUGUGACACGUUUUUACUGAACUUCUAAGUGCCUUGAAGAGUUUAGAAAGUGUCCCUGAUAAGUGUUUAGCUAUGAGUUGAGAUCAUAAACACUUGGUUUUACAGUGUAGAGAGUAGAGAGUA